AGCAUGUUGUGCUUGGAAAGGGACCUCCAGGUGGAUCUUGGCACACGAUGGAUCCACAGAUUUUGACGCUUUCGUUGGGCAGUUGGAUGAGUUUGCCCGGUCUGAGGUACGAACCCAGGGACGGUUCGGAGAAGAGGGCGAGCGCAAAGCACGUCGCCGAAUAUUACGUGCGUUACGUGCAAGAGAUGGGACUGCAGGAGAACUUCGAGAACGGAGUUAUAGUCACGAGGAUCCGACCCUGCUGCGAACCUACAUCCAACUGCAACUCGAUACCUGAAGGCGGAUGUACAAAGGGCAAAUGGGUGGAGAAGGUCAACAGCGACAUCUGCCAGAAGGUCAAGCUGUGCUCGAGGCCCGAACCCAAGGAGAAGCAGUCGGCGAAGAGAAAGUGCGCUCUCGCAAACGCCUUCAACUACCUCAUGUCCAGGUCGUCGGCGACGACUUCUUCGUCUUCUUCUGCAGCGAAAAACGAUCUCGUCACCUACAGGGACCGAUCAAAGUCUUGUGAUAGCCUUAGAGUGCCUAAUUUUAACUGUAGCAACAGUAGUAGUAAAAAUAAUAACAAUAAUAGUUCCACGCUGAUGAUCUGUGAUCGAAAGAGGAGCCCCAAAUGGUACGUCGAAUGCUUCGAUCUGAAGACGAGGACGGUGCGAGCGUACAGCUGCGAUAACCUGGUGCUCGCGAACGGCUCCAGCGAUCUGCCCAAUCGAUUAUCGGUGGAGCAGACGGAUCCUUACUGGCUCACGCACGACUCUAGAAGCCUCGAAAUCGAACUGGAUCUCUACACCAGAGAGUCGAGGAAUCGAACCGUCGAUCCGGUGGUCAUCGUCGGUGCAGGUCUGAGCGCUGCGGACGCGAUCAUCGCCACCCGCUCCAAGGGAAUCCCAGUGGCGCACGUCUUCCGCGGUACCUCCACCAAUCUCAGUCGACAACUACCCGAAAACAUGUACCCCGAAUACCACAAGGUCCAUCAGAUGAUGAAGGAAGACUCCACGUACCCCCUGUACGAUGCCCUCCCCGAGCACUCUCUCGUCGGAUUCGAUGAGGUCCGUCGAUUGGUCCGGCUUCGCUCGAACGAUGGGAAGAUCGUGGACCUGAAGGUCUCCUUCGUGGCCGUCCUCAUCGGAUCCAAACCGGAUCUCAGCUUCCUCCCGGACGCCUACAACAUUGCCACCAAGAAGCAUCUUCCACUGGAUUGCAAGAGGAACACCGUCAACAUCGAUCGAAUCCGGCACUCGGUGAACGGCUUCGACGCUCUCUACGCGAUGGGUCCACUCGCCGGUGAUAACUUCGUGCGUUUCCUACCAGGUGGAGCACUCGCCAUCCUCAGCGAUCUCCAUCGGAAGCGUCGCGACGCCAUCGUCAAAUGAAUCUCAAUAUACCAAAAACAUUCGCACAUUCUACAUACACACACCAAGUAUUAAAGAGAAAGUCGAGGAGAAUCGAAACCAAUAUUCCAAUUUAAAACCAACAAAGCAUUUCAUCAGGCCAAGAAACAACAAACUCAAGAAGUAAAUGUUACUGAAACAACAACAACAA
This is a messenger RNA of Nicrophorus vespilloides, 1539 nucleotides long. Its product is annotated as oxidative stress-induced growth inhibitor 2-like. NCBI's taxonomy places the organism in Eukaryota, Metazoa, Arthropoda, Insecta, Coleoptera, Silphidae. The transcript has a single exon. The record is from RefSeq and is a predicted model, not a curated record. Bases 48 to 1370 code for a protein of 440 amino acids.